This is a messenger RNA of Linum tenue, 738 nucleotides long. NCBI's taxonomy places the organism in Eukaryota, Viridiplantae, Streptophyta, Magnoliopsida, Malpighiales, Linaceae. The record is from the annotation of a GenBank genome assembly.
AUGUCUUCCCGCGCUCAUCAUCUCCUCGUCCUCCUCUCCGCCGCCGCCGCCUUCUUCCACGUCGUCGUCCUAAGCGAGCUCGACUACGUGGUCGUCAACAACGCCCCCGACACCCCCGGCGGAGGCCGGUUCACGGACGAAAUCGGCGUCGACUACGCCCGUUCCCAACUGUCCUCCGCCGCGGACUUCGUCCUCAACCACGUCUUCCUCCAGCACAACGCCACCGACCGGCGAGGGUACCAGCAGGUCAAGCUCUUCGUCAACAGGUUCGACCCGGCGUCCCACGUGGCGUACACGGGCGCGAACGAGAUCUACUUCAGCGCCGACUUCAUCGGGGCCUACUCGGGCCCGGACCUCAAGAGGGAAUUCUCGGGGCUGCUGUACAGGGAGAUGGCGCACGUGUGGCAGUGGAACGGCGGCGGGAAGGCGCCGUCUGGGCUGGUGGAAGGGAUCGCGGGGUACGUGAGGUUGAAGGCUGGCCUGGCGCCGGAGUACUGGGUGGGGCCCGGCGGCGGGGAGAGGUGGGACCAAGGGUUUGACGUGACGGCGAGGUUCGUGGAGUAUUGUGAAGGUGUGAGGAAGGGGUUCGUGGCGGAGAUGAACCGGAGGAUGAAGGUUGGUUAUGGCGAUGGGUAUUUUGGGGAGGUGUUGGGGAAGGAAGUGGAGGUGGCGUGGAGGGAUUAUAAGAGCAAGUACGCGAAGAAGCAAAACCCCGCCGCCGGGGGUGGAGUGAAGUGA